This is a messenger RNA of Trichobilharzia szidati, 728 nucleotides long. The record is from the annotation of a GenBank genome assembly. Lineage: Eukaryota; Metazoa; Platyhelminthes; Trematoda; Strigeidida; Schistosomatidae.
AACAAUUUGAAAAGUGUUGUAAAUGGCAACUGAGUAUCCAUGUGGUCUGUUGGAAUCCCUGCGUAGCAUUCUUGAAAAAGGCAGCAGAAAUGAUGUGCAUAUGGUUUUCGAUCAGGUUCAUAGCUGUCUUCAUACCCUAUUGUCAAAGACGACUUUGAAAUGUGAUGAAAUUGAAUCCGCAUACAACUUGUAUAGCCUGCUUUUCAAUCUUUCAGCGGAUCUUGAUAGGUCAGAAACUCUUGGGGAGUAUCUAGACGAUCUCAGUUGUGUUUUGUUUUCAAUGUCAACUGAGAAUGCUGGUCGGGAAUUGAAUAUAGUGAUGUCAGAUGAGUGUUGUUUGGCUAUUAUUUCGUCAUUGAGUUCGUUCUUUACAUCUAUGAAACUAAAUGAACUGAAAACUGUGUUUUUACCUGGAAACUUGCCGGUAAUUAGUCACAUAUGCUCCUUCCUGUUGAAUUUCGGUGAGCACUCCAAAAAUCGUGAAUGACUAAGUUUUGUGACGAGGGCGUUGAAAGCUCAUUAGGUAGUAUCACCAAUUCAAUAAGAAGUUUUCUACCGGGAUUUUCUACAACAUUCUAUAGAAUCAUAUCAACUGAUGACAAGAGAAGUUCCCGUAUUCGAGAGGUAUUUAUGUUAUUUAUCACAUAUGAGCUCAUUCAGGCGGCUUUCAAUGCAUGGUCUUCCAUCCUUACUUCUGUCUUUCAAGAAGGUACUCAUGGACAGGAAAG